AUGAUUUUUUUAAUUGGACGAAACAACAACGGUAACGGCAACAACGGUAACAGCAACAACGGUAACGGCAACGACGGUAACAGCAACAACGGUAACGGCAACAACGUUAACGGCAACAACGGUAACAGCAACAACGGUAACGGCAACAACGGUAACGGCAACAACGGUAACGGCAACAACGGUAACGGCAACAACGCUAACAGCAACAACGGUAACAGCAACAACGGUAACGGCAACAACAGGAACAGCAACAACGGUAACAGCAACAACGGUAACAGCGACAACGGUAAUAGCAACAACGGUAACGACAACAACGGGAACAGCAACGACGGUAACAGCAACAACGGUAACAGUAACAACGCAAAAUUUAUAGACCAUACCACAUUCUUGGAGAACUCCCGAUCUUUUGCUAUAGAGCCACGUUGCUGCGUAUAUAGUUCGGGGCUUGACGUUGUGGUCAAGGGUGUCACGAAGCAAGGGUGUCAAGAGGUUGGAUUCAUCGCGGAUAUUGAAAUGAUGUUGAUCGAUUGA
Molecule: messenger RNA, 531 nt
Organism: Hyalella azteca
Lineage: Eukaryota; Metazoa; Arthropoda; Malacostraca; Amphipoda; Hyalellidae
Product: N66 matrix protein-like
Exons: 3
Coding region: 1-531 (176 amino acids)
Source: RefSeq, a predicted model, not a curated record